UUUUCGAAGCGGCGCGCUGCAUUGUGGGACGGCAGCGGCGGAGGCCUUGACAGACAGCAGCGCUUCUGAGUGUUUGACACACGCGAGUUGAUCUUGUUAUUUGGCUGAUAUCGGUGAGUGAUGCGGCAGGAGGACCUGAUGAGCGCGGCGGAGGACACGGCGGAUCAGUUCCUGCGGGUCACUAAGCAGUAUCUGCCUCACGUCGCUCGUCUGUGUCUCAUCAGCACCUUCCUGGAGGACGGCAUCCGCAUGUGGUUCCAGUGGAGCGAGCAGAGAGACUACAUCGAGGCCACCUGGAGCUGCGGGAACUUCCUCGCUGCCGGCUUCGUGCUGCUCAACCUCAUCGGACAGAUCGGUGGAUGUGUCCUGGUCCUCAGCAGAAACCGUGUUCAGUACGCUUGCGUCGGGUUGUUUGGCAUCAUUGCCCUUCAGACAGUCGCAUACAGUAUUCUGUGGGAUCUCAAGUUUUUCAUGAGGAAUCUGGCUCUGGGAGGAGGACUGCUGCUGCUGCUGGCCGAGUCUCGCUCCGAGGGGAAGAGCAUGUUUGCCGGCGUGCCGUCGAUGGGACAGAGCUCUCCGAAGCAGUACAUGCAGCUGGGAGGACGUGUGCUUCUGGUGCUCAUGUUCAUGACACUGCUGCACUUCGACUCCAGCUUCUUCUCUAUCCUGCAGAACAUGGUGGGGACGGCGCUCAUCGUCCUGGUGGCCGUCGGCUUCAAGACGAAACUAGCCGCUCUGACGCUGGUGCUGUGGCUCCUGGCCAUCAACGUCUACUUCAACGCCUUCUGGACGGUGCCUUCCUACAAACCCAUGCACGACUACCUCAAAUACGACUUCUUCCAAACGCUGUCGGUCAUCGGAGGCCUGCUGCUGGUGGUGGCGCUCGGCCCCGGCGGCGUGUCGAUGGACGAGAAGAAGAAGGAGUGGUGAGGAGACGUGAGGACUCCCUCGUGUGCUUUCAGAGCGAGCCGCGGUUCGCCGGUGUGAACGCUCGCUCCAGUCGCUGGUCGGACGAUCCCGCUGUUUUACAGGCGACACCGGACGAACAGGACGUUCCUUUUCCUGAUCUCUCCGAGUCUCGCUCGACUGUUUUCUGUUUGAUUCUAAGAAAAACAAGUCAUUGUGUUGGUUUUUUCGGAAGUUUAUAUUAUAUUUUUGACUUUGGGUUUUCAGAUCAUGGCGGAAAAAUAAAGCAAAACCAGCAAACAAUCAAAA
Molecule: messenger RNA, 1215 nt
Organism: Carassius auratus (goldfish)
Lineage: Eukaryota; Metazoa; Chordata; Actinopteri; Cypriniformes; Cyprinidae
Product: surfeit locus protein 4-like
Exons: 6
Coding region: 121-930 (269 amino acids)
Biological process (GO): Golgi organization
Cellular component (GO): endoplasmic reticulum-Golgi intermediate compartment; membrane; endoplasmic reticulum
Source: RefSeq, a predicted model, not a curated record